Messenger RNA from Mizuhopecten yessoensis (Yesso scallop), 5814 nucleotides. RefSeq names its product acyl-CoA dehydrogenase family member 10-like. NCBI's taxonomy places the organism in Eukaryota, Metazoa, Mollusca, Bivalvia, Pectinida, Pectinidae. Gene Ontology annotation, molecular function: oxidoreductase activity, acting on the CH-CH group of donors; flavin adenine dinucleotide binding. The transcript is spliced from 23 exons. The record is from RefSeq and is a predicted model, not a curated record. The coding region runs from base 111 to 3257 and encodes 1048 amino acids.
AGAUCACUCUAAAAAGUGUCGGUGCAAAUCCGAACAGAAAGUCAACAAUCCGCCGAGCCAGCUCGGUUGCUUACCUUUUAUUGGUCAAGAAGUUUAAAACAGAUGGAAACAUGCUGAGAUGUUCUGUACUCCUUCCUAACCUAUUAGGAAAGACAUUCAGUGAUUCCAGUAGAGUCUUGUUACCUGCCCUUUGUACCGCUUCACCACCAGGUGUCAGGAGGAUGGCUGCGCCCAAUCAGAAAAAAACCAAGGCAGUGAUCUUUGAUCUUGGAGGAGUUAUUGUCCCUCCCCCAUUUAAGAUGUUUGAAGAUUAUGAGAAAGCUAAAGGUCUGCCUCCAAAGUCCAUAUCGCGGGUCGUAGUGGAAGGCGGCAGCAAUGGGUCCUGGAAUAAACUGGAGAGUGGCCAGCUCUCUGUCACACAGUUCUUUGAUGUGUUCCAGAAAGAGUAUUUUGACUUGACAGGGAAGAAUAUUGACGUGGCCGAGUUGUUUCGAGGCUUUGGUAAGUACCUAGGGAAACCCUACCCUCAGAUGAUCGACGCAGUUCAGUGUGUAAGAGCCGAGGGACUGAAGACUGCCCUUCUCACAAACAACUGGCACUGGCCUGGCAGGGACUCCAGCAACAGCCUGCCCCUCAGCCGUAGUCUAUUUGAUGUGAUCAUUGAGUCGUGUGUUGUGGGGAUGAGGAAGCCAGACCCUCGGAUCUAUGAGAUGUGCCUGAAGCAACUAGAUGUGGCUCCAGAGGAAUCAGUUUUCCUUGACGACCUCGGUGGCAACCUCAAGGCGGCAAAGGCUCUCGGCAUCAAUACUAUUAAGGUAUCAAAUCCUGACGUAGCGAUUCGAGAGUUGGAAGGGUUCUUGGGUGUACCCCUCCAUGGUUAUGUAGAAGGAACCGUAGCUGUGGCAGAACACCUAAAGGUGCCAAUGGACAGACUGGAGGACUACCUCAAAAACGUUCUCCACAUUCAAUCCUCAGAUCCUCCUCACAUCCGCUGUUUUCUGCAUGGCCAGUCCAAUCCAACUUACUAUGUAUCUUAUGGAGGCAAACAGCUCGUCCUCCGCAAGAAACCGCCAGGAAAGCUACUGCCAUCAGCCCAUGCUGUAGAGAGAGAAUUUCAAGUGAUGCAGGCUCUUGGACAACAUGGUGUGCCCAUGCCUAAAAUGUAUGGACUUUGUGAAGACCCUAGUGUAAUUGGGACACCAUUUUACAUAAUGGAGUACCUGAAGGGUCGGAUCUUUAUUGACCGGUCACUACCUGGUAUGACCAAAGCCCAGCGGAGGGAACUGUUCUCGUGUAUGGCAGACACGCUUUGUCAGAUCCAUCGGGUGGACAUCAGUGCUGCCGGCCUUGAUAGCUUUGGCAAAAAAGGUGGUUACUUAAAGCGGAACUUCACCAGGUGGGCACGUCAGUACGAGGCGAGUAAGACACGGGAGAUUGAGUCGAUGAACAAGCUGAUGCGGUGGAUAACUGAACGCAUGCCCUCAGACGAACGAGUCACAGUGGUACAUGGAGACUUCAGACUCGACAAUCUGAUAUUCCAUCCCGACAGACCUGAAGUGAUUGGGGUCCUAGACUGGGAGCUAUCUACAAUAGGAGACCCCAUAACAGACCUUUUCUCAGCGAUGGUUAACUAUUACCUGCCUAGUGAUUUCUUUAUGUUUGCAGAAUCAGGUGAUGUAGAUAUGCGGGAAAUUGGGUGUCCGUCUGUUGAGGAGUUUGUCGCUGAGUACUGUCAGAAAAUGGGUAUCCCCCCUAUAGAUAACUGGGACUUCUAUGUGGCUUUUGGACUGUUCAGAUUUAUUGCCAUCAUACAAGGAGUUUACAAGCGGGCCAUUUCUGGCCAAAAAAGUCACCCAAAAUCUGAACUCGCCGGAAUGUUUGCUGUUAGGGUUGCUGAUGAGGCCUGGGAGCUUAUUUCUAAGAGCAAGCUGAAGCCCACUCUGUCGCCGACGGCAGGCUCCGUCUCUGCUGACCAGGGAGGCAAGAGAAACUACUCGACCUCAGCUGGUGAUGAAGCAUUAGGUAAGAUGGCAGUGACCCCUGAGGCCCUGCCAGAGAGGGCCAGAGACAUCUUCUUCCGUGUGAAAAAGUUCAUAAACAACGAGAUCAUGCCACAUGAGGCAGAGUUGGUAAAGUUUACCAAAUCUGACAAGAAGUGGGAGGUCAACCCUAUGGUAGAGGAGUUAAAGACAAAAGCUAAGGCCCAGGGUUUGUGGAACCUGUUCAUGCCAGUAGAAUCUGACCCAGAUGUGAAGUAUGGAGCCGGACUGACCAACCUUCAGUAUGCCUUUAUGGCAGAGGAGAUGGGCAAGUGUAUAUGGGCCUCUGAGGCCUUCAACUGUGCUGCGCCGGACACUGGUAACAUGGAGACACUAGUGAAGUAUGGUACAGAGGAACAGAAACAGCAGUGGCUGAUCCCCCUCCUCAACGGCGAAAUCAGGUCCUGCUUCGGUAUGACAGAACCCCAGGUGGCGUCGUCUGAUGCGACAAAUAUUGAGUCGUCCAUAGAGCGAAGGUCUGACCACUACCUCAUCAACGGUCACAAAUGGUGGACAUCUGGUGCCCUCCAUCCGCAUUGUAAAGUAUGUAUCUUCAUGGGUAAAACUGACAAGGGAGCCAGCGUCCAUAAGCAGCAGAGCAUGAUCCUCGUUCCCAUGGAUGCCCCCGGGGUCAAAAUCAUCCGACCUUUGUCUGUCUUUGGCUUCAUGGAUGAACCAGCGGGCCAUGCAGAGGUGACCUUUGAGAAUGUAAAAGUACCACUUACCAACAUUCUGCUGGGAGAGGGUCGAGGAUUUGAGAUUGCUCAAGGCCGAUUAGGGCCUGGCAGAAUCCACCAUUGUAUGCGGCUAAUAGGCAAUGCAGAGAGAGCGCUGGAGCUCAUGGUCAAACGCACCCAGGAACGCAUUGCCUUUGGGAAGCCCCUGGCUGCCCAGGGUACCAUUCAGGCGGACGUGGCCCAGUCCAGGAUAGAGAUAGAACAAGCCAGACUGCUCACACUCAGGGCCGCUUACAUCAUGGAUAACUUUGGCAAUAAGGUUGCAGCUCCAGACAUAGCGAUGAUAAAGGUUGCGGCACCAAAUAUGGCGCUGAAGGUCAUAGAUAGAGCUAUACAGUCCUUCGGGGGUGCAGGUCUUGAUGACUCCCUGCCCCUAGCCAGUAUGUUUGCUUGGGCCCGAAUUCUGAGGCUGGCAGAUGGACCAGACGAAGUCCACAGGAGAACCAUUGCCAGAUAUGAAUACAAGAAAUCAAAACUAUGAUUCGAAAGGUACAUGGGGGUGCAGGUUUAAGUCUUGACUUCCCCCUGGCAGCCAUGUAUGCUCAUGCACGGACAUUACGUUUAGCUGACGGACCGGACGAGGUGCACAGACGUGCUGUGGCCAGAAUUGAAUACCGUCGGGCCAGCAAAGUCAACAAGCUGUAAACACACAGCAAAAAAAAAUAUUAUCUAAUUGAAGAUAUUUAGACAUGUACUGAUGACACAGCACAGUGAUUUCUUACUGAGUGGUAGUCAGUAUGGAUAAAUAAGUUACAUGUUAAAAAUGUGAAGUUAAUCAAUCCUAAGCUAGAAUCCACUAUAAACAGUUUAAGUACAUGUAUCUGUGAGAAGAGAAAAAUCACUUUUCAGAAAAAGAAACUUGUAUUCGGGAAAGUAAAUUGCAGACUUCGUUGUUUAAAUUUUACAUAAAUAUGAUUUGAUAAAUUAUCUGUAAAUGAAAGUAGUAAGAAUUUGUUUUGAUUGAGCAGAAUAUUUAAAUUUGUUUCUGAUAUAUAUACAUGUUCUUUAAGUUCAGUUUAUUAUAAGCCUGUGAUACUGAAUAUAGUGCUUCUUCAUAUAGUGAUUAUAUAGAUGGCAAUUUGUUUUCAUUAACAUGAUGUAUAAUAUAAUAUAAUUGUGUACGUUUGGAGUGUAUUUUGAUGGUGCAGUAUACAAUAAUUGUGUACGUUUGGAGUGUAUUUUGAUGGUGCAGCUAUACAAUAAUAGUGUACGUUUGGGGUGUAUUUUGAAGGUGAAGUAUACAAUAAUAGUGUACAUGGAAUGUGAUGGUGACAUUACACUGAAGUAUAUAUGUGGUGUGCUGUACAGUCUGUGUGUUAAACUGUCGACAGUGUUUUAUGAGACUUGGCAGCAUACUUGUAAAGCACUAUAAUAAUAUGUUAUCAAUUAUACCAGCAUCAGUGAUUGAAGUAAUGUUUAAUACCACAGGAGAGGUUCAGAUAUAUAGAUAUUUGAUGUUCCUGAUAACUGCUGUUAAGAUUUGCUCAAACAUUGAGGCUGAUUUUGUAUAAUUGUACAUUUUUUAUGCUUAUUUGUACAUGAGCUUUGAUACUACAUCUGUGUAAUUGAAAAUUUCUAUACUGCUUGUUUUGUAAACAGUGUCAUUUACAAUGUUAUAUCAUAUGCAAUCAUAGUUUUACAAAAACAAAGAGAAUACAUUUGAUAAUAACAGAAUACGGUGUUUGUUAAAAGUGAACCGUAAUAAUGAAUAAUGUUAAAUACCAGUUUUGAAGUUUUUUGAAACUCAUAUAAUAUCUACUAAGCAGCACUUGUUUACCAAAUAUCAUUACAUUUAGUUAUCAAACAAAUACAGGAAGCAGAAACCAAAUUUCCAUUAGGAAAGGAUUUUGUUUUUGUAAGUUGAGUAAGUUUAAUAAUAAUCUGCUAUAAAAUGAAAUUCAUUAAGAGAGUUACUUUCUUGCCUCCUAAGAAGUGCCUGCCCUAUAGAACUCUGACCAGUAGCUACCUGUGAAUAAAAUGCCAUAAAGUUUCCUAAAAUAAAUGACCUUGACCAAACAUUAAGGUCAGAGGAUUUGAAUAGGAAUUUUUUUUUCAAAUGGCAUCAUGUAAAAUUUCCUGAGGUUUAUAGCCAUGAUACACUAGUAUGUUAUAAAGCUCAGCCAUGCACAUGGUGUUAUGUAUUGUGUUGAGGUCAUAGGUCAACUUUGAGAUUUGGCUGGGGUAAAACGCUCUAAAAAAACUCCUGUUAAGUUGAAGAUGGCUUAAGGUCAUGUGACUGGUAGCAACUUACAGGUUGUGCAAAUUGUUAAGGUCAUUUAGUCUGCUACAUGUAACAGUAUGCUUGCAUCAACUUUUUAAAUCAACUUCUUAAUAAUCAAACAGCCUAAAAUCUAGGUGUUUGGCGAGUAGCAUGCAGGAUUAGACGGUUAUCAAGUUUGUUAAAAUGAAUGAUUUUGAACCACUUUCUAGGUACCAAAGAUCAGAUGUUUUAAAACUUUUCAAAGAACUGAAGAACCAAAAAGCAUAAGUUCAUGAUAUUUGGCCUGUAGCAUACUGGAGUAGAGGACUACUAAGUUUCAGUUGAUGUACCUUGACUCGCAUUUAAGGUCACAUGUAUCAAAUGUCUUAAACCUUUAAACUAAAUCUUCUAAAUAACCAAGAGGUCAAAGGUCAUGAUGUUUAGACAGUAAGCUUCUAUCGCAUCACUUUUAACUAAGUCAUUUUUUAUCAACGUUCUUGUCACAGGGUUCAAAUGUGCUUAAAACUUAUAAAAAUGUUCAUGCCUAGACGAGUUAACAUUUAGAGUGCUAGAAUAUUACUCUAUGAACUUUGUUCAAUUAUCAACUUUGUUCAAUUACCUGACCUUGACAAGCUUUAAGGGUGACGGGAGUAAAACAUAAAUUCUUGCUACAAAAACGGAUAAGGUGCAGAGUAAUGGCAUUGUGGAUGAUUGAAUCAAUGGCAUUUUAAAUUUGAUUCAUGCAGUGCACAUGCGUUAAAACAUAUACAAGUGAUUUUACAUUUCAUUUUAACAGGACUUCUCAUGAAUUCAAUAAUGUAUAUUAAAUCAAAUCUAC